AACAAAGGCGCUGAAAUACAGGCUACGCUGGGCUGUCACAGGCUGCUGCGGGAGAGAAACCGACUUCUUUGAGAGUCUAGCCACAGAGAAAGUUUGUCUUCUAAUUCACCACUAAAGCAAGGACUCCGGGGAAGCGGUAAAACAAGUAGCAUUUGUAUUAUGACGCUGUUUUAGCUGUAACUGGUGCUUUAGUAGGUGCUGCUAGCAAAAAACAAACAAAAAAAAAAAAAGUAGGUGCUGCUAGCGUGUAGCCCGGCUACUCUUAAAUAAGAAGAGAUGUAUGCUGUGUGUCUUAUUUUAACCUUUCUUUCAUUCAUAAGUACAGUGGCAGAAGCAGGAACUGUAUUGUGGUAGGGGAUUUUUUUUUUAACCCUGAGGAGGAGCUCCCACGGGUGGUAGUCCUCUGUGAUUGUCUAGUAAACAAGUCCCCUUUUCUGGUCUCUGGCAAACCUCGCAGGCUUUAUCCAGCUGGGAGAUGUUUGCCAUAGCUACCAGAAACUUUGUGGAGGAGGUGGAUGAUGAAGGGUCCCUGAUCCCAGUGACCAGCCUGAAUGACAAUAUUGCGCUCCUGACGGUGGUGGUGAAACACAAGCGUUUUUGGUUCUGGCAAAAGCCCAAAUAUCUUCCCACUGAUUUUGACCUCAAUGAUAUACUAAGAGAAGAUACACCUAUAAAGCCAGUUGUGAUUAAGACAGACUUCAUCAAAUACAGUGGGAAAUUUGGAGACAAAAUGCAGGGAACCAUGGGUGCAGAUCUUGCCAAAAAUAAUGUUAGCUUGCAGGGUGAAGACUCAUCCAAACUCCAAUCAUCUUUCGGAAGUUUGAAGAAACAGGAAGUGGAUAUGCAGAAGCUGCUGCAAGACUCCAAAGACAGGGUUCUGGACAUGUCCCAUUGUUUAAUCCAGCAGACAAAGGAGAAGCGCAGACGGGUAUUUGGGAUUGUAAAGGAGCGUAUUGUGACCAGUCAGCCCUGUUCAGUCAUAGAGGAGGUGCAGCAGGGAGGACAGUGUGGAGGAAAUCUGAGCAUCUGUUGCCCCAGUAUGACUAAGGUUUUACUGAAGGAGAACGCAAGCUUGAGCAAAGACAGCGACGUUACCCUGGAGAUUCCUACCCACACUACAAUUGCCUAUGGCCUUAUAGAACUACAAAUCAAACAUGAUGGACAAUUUGAGCUGUGUGUAAUAUCAGACACCGAUGGAGGUUUUGAAGAAGUAGAUGGCCCCAUUAGACAGAAAGAACUGCCGCGUGUCUCGGGAGCUCCUGCACGUUCAUCUGAGAAUUGUCUUCAACGAGAGCUGGAGCAACUGAGUGAUCAUUUCCAGCUGCUUUCAGCUCUCCCUGCAUCCACCAGGUCUGCUUUACUACAGCAGAUUAAAAAACUUUUGCAGGACCAGACAGCCAUCUGUGCACUCGAGGAUGUGCUAGACCAGAUGUGCCAGGAUAAGACACCUGCCCCGGGUGAUUUUAAAACAACAGAGUCUCAAAAACAGAACAUCCAGGCGAUUCUGGCUCUUUUAGAGCAGACUAGUCAAGAGGGGCCAACCCAGUCCACAUCAGUUCUCACAGCCCUUCACCUCUUAACCAGUGCAUUGGAUGAGAUGACACAUGAUUGUCUUGCUGUCUUGGAAAUGUGCUGCAGCCCUGCAGUGUUAAAGACCUUGGAGCUACUGGUGCAGCAUGCAUCAGGAAAUGGAGAGUUGCCUCUGAGCAAAGAAGCUCUGUCUGCACUGACAGAGGGCAUCUAUGAAAAGACUGAACAUCUGUUUGCCUCCUGCAAGGUGUCCCUGAAGAGAGAUGGGGACAUGGUGAAGACAGAAAUAAACAAGCAGCCAGGAAAUCUUCCUCUCGUCCUCUGUAUAGUGAUUCGAAGUCUUGCCUCAUUAGCUCACUGUGUUUGAACUGAAACCCCCUUUACAGCCAUCAGAAAUAAUUACCAUGGUGGAAUUAGGUAAAUAGGAACAUGUAGAUUUAGUGUUUUUGAUGUUUUUUAAUAGAACGAAACGAAAUCAUAAUCGUAAUGUGUUUUUCUUUUUGGGUGCUACAUAACCAAGGUCUCUUAUUCUAACAAUAUUGAUUUAUCCAUGUGAUUACUUGAUCUGGACUUGUAUGUGACUGAAUCUGGUUAAUGAAUAUCCCUACUGGAUUUAUAUUUGGAUCAUUGAAUAAAUAUGCAAAAAUUUGUAUGAUCUUUUUUUUUUUAACAUUGUAGGUAGUUUUCUUUCAAUAAACAACCAUUUUGA
Molecule: messenger RNA, 2239 nt
Organism: Archocentrus centrarchus (flier cichlid)
Lineage: Eukaryota; Metazoa; Chordata; Actinopteri; Cichliformes; Cichlidae
Gene: gsdmeb
Product: gasdermin Eb
Exons: 9
Coding region: 476-1897 (473 amino acids)
Biological process (GO): programmed cell death
Cellular component (GO): cytoplasm
Source: RefSeq, a predicted model, not a curated record